Heterobilharzia americana is the source of this 3828-nucleotide messenger RNA. Lineage: Eukaryota; Metazoa; Platyhelminthes; Trematoda; Strigeidida; Schistosomatidae. The record is from the annotation of a GenBank genome assembly.
UUUGUAUAUGAGUUUAACUGGUAUACGAAGUAGCUAAAUAAAAUUAAAUAGGCUUGGUAAGGUGAUGUUCCAAAGUUUGAUACAAAGUCCACUAGUCAUAUUACCCUCUCAAUAUAUGAUCUUAAUUAACCAGAUUGGAAUAUAGUCGCCUUUUUAUUGAUUUUCUGAUUGGCAUACAGAAUAUUACUUCUGAGGUAAGCUUAAAUAAUUAGCUUAUCUGAAUUAGUUUACAUACAACUUGUUCUGUACUGUUGCCUAUUUGGAAAGUUCACUAAGUAUAGUUUGUUUAACCUUAACAUUGUUUUCAGGGGGACCUGAAAUUAUAACACUUAUUAUUCCCAGUGACAGUAAUAAGCCUGUUUCAAGUAAAUCUAAACCCUGUCCAUUAUAUUUCCUGGAUUCUAUUUUUAACUGUUAAUUGAUUUGUUCAGUUAAUGUUUCGAAUACAGGCCAUCUUUAUGCGUAUUUGGCUAGGAUAUUUGAGGCUAACAGCCCACUUAAACCAUACAUGUGAAAUGGUGAACUCGUUAUUCAUGAUCAUUUUUUUGACCUUGUUUUCUUUUUUUCGGCAGAUUAUUAUUUUUUUUAAAGAAAGCUGUCAUUUCUUGUUUUUAUUAACCUUCAACAGUGCAUAUACGCACUGGAUGCACUGUGAAUAAAUUGAAACUUCUUUUUUUGCAACUGUUCAUGAGUAAGACCGUAAUCAUUUAAUUGUUGUAAAUCUAUAAAUUGAAUUUAUUUUGCAGUGCAACCUGAAAACCCAUCACUUUUCGUUCAGAUUGGCGUUGAACACAUAUGAAUGUUGAUUUAUAUUCCUAUUGUCUUGCAUUUAUCUGUUGGUAGUUGCAGUCUAGGCAUUCUUCAGUAUCAUUACUACCGCAUUCUGUUUAGAUGUAGGUUUUUGAAGCGAAAAAUCUUGUUCCAAUGGAUCCAAAUGGUUUGGCAGACCCGUAUGUAAAAAUCAAACUACUGCCAAGUGAUGAAGGGAGUAAAUCCAAGCUGAAGACAAAAGUCUGUCGAUGCACACUGAAUCCCGUAUGGAAUGAAACAUUUUAUCUCGGAAUAUCAAACGAAGAUCACUGCAAACGCCUUUCGAUCGAGGUAUGGGAUUGGGAUCGCACGUCAAGGAAUGAUUUCAUGGGUUCAUUUUCAUUCGGUGUUAGUGAGAUAAUUAAGGAACCCGUAUCAUCAUGGUAUAAAUUACUGAAUCAAGAGGAAGGAGAAUUCUAUUCUUUACCGUGCAUCGAUGAAGCUGGUACAGCUGUACUGGAAUUACGUAAGCGUAUGGAGCGUAUGUCUACAGAACACUUAAAUCUAACUAAUAAUCAAAGCAGAGUUACACAUUCAUCCAUCACAUCACAGCACAAACCGGAUAUCCCUCGACCAAGCGACUUCAAUUUUCUUGUUGUCUUGGGAAAAGGCAGUUUUGGAAAGGUUGUUCUUGCUGAACAAAAGCAUAUGGAUGAAUUAUUUGCUGUGAAAAUCUUGAAAAAAGAUGUAAUUUUGCAGGAUGAUGAUGUAGAAUGUGCUAUGACUGAGCGUAGAGUGCUUGCUCUGCCGAAUAAAUCUCCUUUUCUUGUUCGACUGCAUUCAUGUUUCCAGUCUAUGGAUCGACUGUACCUUGUGAUGGAAUAUGUAAAUGGCGGAGAUCUUAUGCACCGUAUUCAACAAGAGGGAAAAUUUAAAGAACCUGUUGCUGUAUUUUAUUCAGCUGAAAUUGCAUUGGGCUUGUUCUACCUACAUAAUCAUGGGAUUAUUUAUAGGGAUCUAAAAUUGGAUAACAUUUUAUUGGACAGUGAAGGUCAUAUUAAAAUUGCUGAUUUUGGCAUGUGUAAGGAGGGCAUAUUCGAUGAUAAGAAGACACGUACAUUUUGUGGUACACCUGAUUAUAUUGCGCCUGAAAUUAUUGCUUAUGAACUGUAUGGAAAAUCUGUGGAUUGGUGGUCAUUCGGAGUACUCAUCUAUGAAAUGCUUGCCGGUUUGCCACCGUUUGAUGGUGAAGAUGAAGAAGAGUUAUUUCGAAAUAUUGCUUCUCAGGAUGUGGCCUAUCCUAGACAUAUGUCUAGAGAAGCUUGUAUGCUGUGUCGUAGUUUGCUUGUUCGAAAUCCUAAAGAACGACUUGGUUGUGGGCCGAAUGGGGAAAGAGAUAUACGACAACAUCAGUUCUAUCGUCGAAUCGACUGGCAUAAACUAUCAAACUUGGAAAUCCAACCACCAUUCAAACCCCGCAUUAAAAAUAAACGAGAUGUUACCAAUUUUGAUGCAGAAUUCACUAAGGAACAGCCUAGAUUAACGCCAACAGAUAAAUUAUUUAUCAUGAAUUUGGAUCAGACGGAAUUUUCUGGUUUUCUUAUGUGAAUCCUGAAUACAUUCUAGAGGUGUAAUUUAGUAUUUAAGGCUUUUCAAGUUUUGUUGGCCAUUAUUAUGUUCUUCUGCCAAGUGCAUAACUAUGAGAUAUCAACUGGUAUUUUCAGAGAUGUAACUAACUCACAACACUGAUAAAUAAAAUCACUACUUAUCAGUCAAAGCAACCAGGAAAGAUUUGUUCAUUACUUUAUAUUCUGUUGGUUGAUGAUUUCAUUCCCUUCCUUAACUUUGUUUCAAACAAAACACUCGUGAUGUUACCUUUGUAUAGAAGUCAACAAACAGUUUCCUCAGUGAAAAAGUAACCUUUUUUAUUUUCAUUCUGUUCAUAUAAUUGAUCUUGUUCAACAUGGUUUAUUUCUACAUGUCCAUUAGACCAAUAAUCACUUGAUACUCUCAGUCUUUCGUCAAUGAUUACUGUCACUAGAUUGUUAUUUCUUUGAAAACGUUUCAGCUGUCGUCUUCGAUAUGAUUCUUUCUUUCUACAAGCACAUGUUAGUGUCCAUUUGUCGUAUUUAAUCUUUGCUUUAGAGUAACUUUUUUUUUAAAUAUUUUUCUUUUAUUAGUUUACUAAUGCUCUGCAUCCCGCUUAGAAGUAUUUGUUUCCUAAUUGAUUAUGCUAAAGAAAUGCUACCCACUUCCUUCUACUCUCCAGACUUUCUUUUCCCUCAUAUGCAGUUUAUAUUUGACGCUAAGAUGGUUUUCAAUAAUAUAUGAAUCCAAAUUUACAUUGGAUAAUUACGUGUUUUUUCAGUACGCUUACACUUGUCUCUUUCAUAUUUACCACUUUUCUCCUACAGUUAUAAUUGUGUAUUACGAUAUUGUUCCAUAGUGUACCGUUAUGUUUUUUUCGCCUAAUCACUGGGUUUAACAAAAAUUUUCUGUAAAACAUAAUUUUCAGUAAUACUCGUCUUCACUUCUACUCCACGUCUGUAUACUAACAGGCGGAUUUGGUUUGUAUUUUGAAAUCUUGUUGAACUCAAGUCUUUUUCACAUAUGCUAAACAUAUGAAUGUCAGCCAAGUAUUUUAUUGCUUGAAACUUAAUUUCUUACUUUCAUUUGGAUGUGCUCUAUCAUGUCAUUAGUCAGUAAUCAGAUAAUGCUAUAUCAGAAAAUCGUUACUCUUUGUGUGUGUGUGUGUGUGUUUGUGUACAUUUAUUUGGACAUUUACUAUGAAUAUCUUCGAAAUACCUAAUCAAUUAACGAUUUCUAAUUCCACUAAAUAUCAGUCCUGUGCACCUGUGUACUGUAAGGAUUGUUUAACUGGCUGUUUCCAAUUCUUCGUAUAGCCUUAUGUUGUUUCGUUAGUUAUUCGAACACACACAGUGAACUUGAAAAGUUUAAGAUUAAACUAAAAUACAAAUGUUCUCUGAUGAACAGUUUUAUCUAAAUUAUUUGUUACAAUCUAUUUUUACAAUAAAUCAUUGUGUGUUAAAAAUAUAAUAAUUAAGUGGUUGGAUAAAU